AUGGCUGCUACUGUCGGCUCGCUCAGUGAGUUCUCCGAGAAGGAUGGUGACUGGGUGGAAUAUGUCGAGAGACUGGAGCACUUUUUCCUGGCUAAUGACAUUGUGGAUGAGGAGAAACAACGAUCAAUCCUCCUGAGUGUGUGCGGGGCUAAAACGUACAGAUUGAUCCGAAAUCUUGCAACGCCGCAGAAACCGGGAGAGAUCGGGUUCAAAGAAAUUGUGGAGAUGGUGCAAAAUCACCUCAAUCCCAAGCCCUCGGUGAUUGUGCAGCGCUUCAAGUUUCACACGCAUUCACGCAAGUCAGGAGUGACAGUGGCGGAGUUUGUAGCGGAACUGAGGCAGCUUUCCGAGCACUGUGAGUUCAGGGCAGUGCUGGAGGACAUGUUGCGGGACAGGUUAGUCUGUGGAAUUAACGAUGACGUCAUACAGCGCCGCUUAUUGGGUGAAGCCACACUGACUUUCAAAAAGGCUUUGGACAUUGCCCUAGCCAUGGAGACGGCGGCAAACAACACGAUGGACAUAAAAAAUGCAGGGGGAGGGACGCUAUCAGAUACUGCCCAUUUUGUAGCAAAAGAAUGCAAAAGUAGUUCAGGAAGACCCACAGAGUGUUAUCGUUGUGGGGGUCCGCAUUUUGCGAAUGACUGUGGCUUUAAAGACGCUGUUUGCCAUAAUUGCCAGAAAAGGGGGCAUAUUGCAAAAAAGUGCAGGGGUGCUAAACAUAAACAGACAAAAGGAUGGGGAAAAGCACCUAAGCCCAACACACAUCACCUGCAGAGUGAGGAUUUUGAGGAGCAGUGCUCAUUCAACAUGUUUAAUAUCCGUGGCCAGCCCCGGGCUCAGCCCAUAUAUGCAACAAUUAAGGUGAAUGGCGAAGAGCUGAACAUGGAAGUGGACACUGGGGCCUCAGCUUCAGUAAUCAGUCAAACCACAUUCAACAGGUUGUGGAGCUCAGGGGGUGCACCUGCAAUGGAAGAGACAAGUAUUAGGCUCAGAACGUACACGGGUGAGUGCAUUCCACUCGUGGGGGCUAUCAAGGUGGACAUUGUAUAUCAAGAACAGCAGGCCGCGGUGACACUGCUUGUGGUCGAGGGGGAGGGACCGAGCUUGUUGGGGCGGGAUCUCCUCCAGAAAAUUCACCUGAAUUGGGGACAGAUCUGGGGUGAAAUCAAACAUACCACUGUGGUACAGGACAUCAUAGGGAAAUAUGCUGAUGUCUUUAAAGAGGAAUUGGGUACCCUCCGAGGGACCACAGUUAAACUGUGUGUGGACCCCAAAGCACAACCGCGUUUCUUCAAACCACGAACAGUACCAUAUGCCAUGAAAGCUAAGGUUGAGGCGGAGUUGGAAAGGCUACAAAGGGCAGGGGUGAUUGAGCCUGUGGAGUUUUCUGACUGGGCAGCCCCAAUAGUGCCAGUGGUGAAGGAGGACGGGGAAGUGCGCAUAUGUGGGGAUUACAAAAUGACCAUUAAUCAGGCCUCACAGCUCGACACCUACCCCCUACCGCGAGUGGAGGACCUAUUUGCUACACUAGCAGGUGGAAAAACAUUCACUAAACUAGACAUGAGUCACGCAUAUCAGCAACUUUUGCUAGAUGAAGACUCUAAGCAAUAUGUGACUAUAAACACUCACAAGGGGCUAUUCAAGUAUAACCGCCUGGUGUUUGGCGUUGCCUCAAGCCCGGCUAUUUUCCAACGCACCAUGGACAAUCUGUUUCAGAACAUUCCCCAGGUUGCCGUCUACCUGGAUGACAUUCUCGUCACAGGUAAAACAGAAGAGGAACACUUGCAAAACCUUGACCUGGUGUUAAAGAGAAUGUCUGAGGCUGGGCUGCGUCUGAAAUGCAGUAAGUGUGUUUUUCAAGCUCCAAGUGUCACAUAUCUGGGCCAUCGGAUUUCAGCUCAGGGCUUGUCUCCAGUCGAAGACAAAGUGAGAGCAAUUAAGGAAGCCCCAACACCAAAGGACAUUGCAGAGCUUAGGUCGUUUCUGGGUCUAGUGAACUAUUAUGGGAAGUUUUUACCAGACCUCUCGACCGUACUGGCCCCACUCUACCAGCUGCUACACAAAGGCUGUGUGUGGAGAUGGCAGCAGGAUCAGGACAACGCUUUCCAGCACGUAAAGGGACUGUUACACUCAACACGACUGCUGGUACAUUUUGACCCAGACAAGGAGGUCAUUCUAUCGUGUGAUGCCUCCCCGUAUGGACUGGGGGCAGUUCUUUCGCACCGCAUGGAGGAUGGAAGUGAGAAGCCAAUCAGCUAUGUGUCACGUACUCUUACUGCAGCAGAAAAGGGGUACUCGCAAUUAGAGAAGGAGGGCCUGGCGGUUGUUUUUGCAGUAAAGCGUUUCCACCACUACCUGUUUGGUCGCCCUUUUACCAUCUUCACAGACCAUAAGCCUCUAAUGGGUCUGUUCAGUGAGACAAAGGGCAUUCCACCCAUGGCCUCAGCAAGAAUACAGCGCUGGGCAUUAACCCUGUCAGCAUACCAGUACAGCAUAGAGUACAAGGUGGGUAGCGACAAUGCAAAUGCUGAUGCUUUUAGCCGUCUGCCUCUCCCAGACACACCACACCACACAGGCUUUCCCCCAGAGACUGUUUUUCUGAUGGACAGACUGUCACAGGCUCCAGUGACAGCAAAGCAAAUAAAGCUGUGGACUGAAAGAGACCCAGUGUUGUCGCAGGUGAAGAGGUGGGUGAUGCAGGGGUGGCCUGCCACUGUGGAACAGGAGGGGUUCAAACCUUACGUCAAGCGCAAACUUGAAUUAAGUGUCCUUGAUGGCUGUCUCCUCUGGGGUUCCAGAGUGAUUGUCCCACCUCCAGGGCGGGCUCAAGUGAUGGACGAGCUACAUGAGGCCCACCCCGGGGUUUCCCGUAUGAAAAGUCUCGCCAGAUCAUUUGUGUGGUGGCCUGGGAUGGACUGUGCUUUAGAAGAAAAGGUGAAGGUAUGUUCGCAGUGUCAAAGCAACCUGAAGAUGCCAGCGGCAGCGCCACUACACCCAUGGCAGUGGCCCGGCCGUCCGUGGUCCAGGCUUCACCUGGAUUUUGCUGGCCCAUUUAUGGGUCGGAUGUUUUUAGUGCUAGUGGAUGCGCACUCCAAGUGGCUCGAGGCACAUAUCAUGUCAAAUAUUACUGCACUUACUACUACAGACACACUGAGAAGCAUUUUCGCAACACAUGGGCUGCCAGACACAAUUGUGACAGACAAUGGGCCCACUUUCACCAGUGAGGUUUUCAAGGAGUUUAUGGAUAGAAACGGGAUUCGUCAUGUCUGCACUGCUCCCUAUCAUCCCGCGUCCAAUGGCUUGGCAGAGCGGGCUGUGGAGACUUUCAAAGAGGGGCUGCGGAAGAUGUCGGGACAAUCGGUGGAAACCAAGCUCGCACGCUUCCUGUUUCAAUACAGGAUUACUCCACACACAACUACGGGAGUGUCUCCAGCUGAGAUGUUGCUGGGGAGGAGACCAAAGUCUCAUCUGGACCUCCUCCAGCCAGACAUCAGAGCGAGGGUUGCCAGGUAUCAGGAGGAGCAAAAAGCAAGGCGGGACCAACAUGCCAAAGAGAGACAUUUUCACCCAGGGGACAGAGUGUAUGUCAAGAACUUUGCCAUAGGUUCACCCUGGUUGCCAGGGGUAAUCCACCGCCAGACAGGGCCAGUAUCUUUUGUUGUGGAAUUAUGUGAUGGUAGGCAGGUGCGCAGGCACCAAGAUCACUUGCGGGUCCGCCAUGAUGGGGGAGGGAAGAGUUCUCACGGUUCUCACGGGGUUUCAUGCAAAGUCAGUGGGAGCGGCUCUGCAGAGGCCGUGCCAAUAGCUCCAGGGCACGCGGAAAUGUCACAUGAGGGUCUGUCUGAGCCCUCAGAGGAGGCACCUGAUGAAUUGUCGGAGCAGGCAGCUACGGCUGACCCUGCUCAGAGCAUACCUGGGGGACCAGAGCCUGCCUCCAGUUCUGAGGACACCAUUACUGAGCUUAGGAGAUCUAAGAGACAACACAAGCCUCCAAACAGACUGACAUGUUGA
Messenger RNA from Carassius gibelio (silver crucian carp), 4011 nucleotides. RefSeq lists its product as uncharacterized. The transcript has a single exon. Bases 1 to 4011 code for a protein of 1336 amino acids. Lineage: Eukaryota; Metazoa; Chordata; Actinopteri; Cypriniformes; Cyprinidae. Gene Ontology annotation, molecular function: nucleic acid binding; zinc ion binding; aspartic-type endopeptidase activity. Gene Ontology annotation, biological process: DNA integration; proteolysis. The record is from RefSeq and is a predicted model, not a curated record.